AUCUGAGGCUGGAAUGAAAACCUGCAUCCACACGGCCCUCCAUGGCACGAGUUUGACACCACUGGUUUAACACAUGACCACAGAAUCUUGAAGGGAACAUCUUUGUGUAAAACUAAAAGUAGGAUUGUAUAUUCCAUAUUUAGUUGCAGAUAGUGAUAGAAUGACGUGGUAUAAUUACACAAUUAUUUUGCUAUUCAGUGAGCAGUGGUUUUUCCCAGCUGUAUUGGCCUACCUUCAGGCUACUGUUGGCUUCAUCUUGCUAUGACCGAAUACAAAUUUUUGGUGGUGAAAGAAUAUUUUUAUGAACUCCCAGAUGGAUGCUAUUUUCCAGUGUCACAGUAGUUGCCACUGCUCCCUUGUUCCACAAUCGGUUUUCUAUUUCUGAUACUGUUUUUAAAUGUAUUUAAAUUGUAUAUAUUGGAAAUCUCAAGACUGCAAUAAUGAGUCCUCCUUGACAGAACUAUGGAAUGGGAAAACAAAAUUGGAAUGGGGGACAAUUUGCAUGGCAGAUCUUUAAUCUGAUUGGUUAUCCUGCUAUGCUCUCCAUCGCUUUUGGUUGCUUCACAGGCUAGCCUUGCGGCGCCAGCAAUCUCAAAAGACCUUGCUGAGGCAACCCGUUUUAUUUUAAUUGUGAUGUAAAAUGAGUGUCGUAUUUCUGUGUAAUGUUCAUUUUGAGUAUGUGAAAAGUUCCUGGAUGUAUACUAGUUCACAAUGUUUCUUGCAACUGUGUUUGUGUAUGUAUAUACAUAUUUUGGGUGAACUGCCCCUUUAAAUUGCUUAUCCUUUCCUUUAGCUUCUCUAAUGUAUUGACCAAUAUUUGAGAUUGUGACCACGUUGCCAUCAAUUUCAUGUUAAAUCUUUUUGCCUCAAUUAAAUUUUCAGCCUUCAACAUUUUAUAACACCUUGAAGCAGACUAUACAGAGCUUGGUAAACCAACAAAAUGUUUCAAUUACAUUACUACAGUUUAACAUAAUAGAGCUCUGUAUUGCAAAUGCACAGUUCUAAGGUUGAAUGCAUUUCCAAAUGUCAUACAAGUACAUACAAUAUCAUACAAUUAGGUACAUUGACUUUCUAUGACUAAGUUCCCAUUUCUUCAAAUGAUUUUAAGUUGCAAACCUCAUCAGCAGCAAGGAUAGAAAGGCCAGAUUUGUAUUUUUUGCUAAAGGAGCUCUGGAACAAAAUUAUAUUAUGAGAUGUAUUAUUUAUGAGACCAAAAUAAACCUUUACCAAAGUGAAGGAAAGAUGGAAGUGUGGAGAAUGGAAGGAACAGCCUGUGAUCCAAAAAACCCUCCCUCAUCUGUGAAAUAUGGAGAAUGUAGUGUCAUGGCUUGGGCAUGUAUGGCUGCUUCAGGAACAGGCUCAGUCAUCUUUAUUGAGGAUGGCUGUAGUAGGAUGAAUUCAGAAGUGAACAGAUUUUGUCUGGCUAUACAUAGAGAAAUUCUUACAAUGUCAUGGGCCAGUGCUGCCCCCAGCGGCAAGACAUUAACCCCAAAUGCACUGCCUAUGCAACAAAAGCAUCAAUGGGAAAAAGUGGAAAGUAUUGGAAUGGCUAUGUCAGUCACCUGAUUUAAGUCCAAUUGAACCUGCAUUUCACUUGCUGAAGAGCAGACCCAAGACAGAAACCCUCCUAAGGGUCAACUGCAAGGGACUGCAGUGAAGACCUGGAAAAUCAUUUCCAAAGAAGAUACCAAACAAUUUGUCAAUGGGUCAUUGACAAGAUGCAGUUAUUGCAUUUAAGGGCUAUGCAACUAACAUUUAGACUAAAUUUUAACUCACUUUUGUGUAGUAACGUAACACAAAAACGGCUGUUUCUGUAAAAAAAGAAAUAGUACAACAUAUACUCGUGAACACGAAGCAACUAAACCUGUUUGUACUUUUUUUGGUCAUAUCUAUCAUUUGAUCUCAAAUCUGAACGCCUUAAGUAUGUAGAAAAAAUGGCUAACUUCACUGUUCCCACCCAUGUAUCUGCAAUAUAUGCAGAUUUACAGUUUAAACUUGUUCACGCUGAUAAAUUGCAUAUUAGCUCGUCGGAGGAAAAGCGCAAACAACGAUGUAGUCUAGCCAUGACAGGGAAAUAAAGAACAAUAAUGAAAUAUUUGAAAACAGUAUUGCGUCAUAUAACGCCUUACCUGAGUAUUAUACGUUAAACUGAAAAUACAACGAGUUAUUUCAGGUAAGGCAAACCCACCGAUAUUCGGCAAACUAAAGGAGGAGCCCUGGUUUGUUUGCAUCCAAAUUCAAACUGUGGCCCAAUAAGAUUCGCCGGUGUGCGGACGGGGCGGUCGCAGGCGUGGCAGAUUCAUCCUGUCAGUUUUAUGUCAGCCAAUACGGACUACCCGUGUGACGGUGCUGAAUGGGACGCAAAAUACAAAUGCUUUAGUUAGCUGCAUUUUUCCUGUGUCAGAAUUCAUAAAACAGGAUAUUCUUGUGGCGUGAGGGACGCGUUUACCGGUGCAGUGCAAUGGCUUUAUCGCAGUGCUUGGAUGAUUCGCCAGGGUUAAGGGCCUUUAUGCGAGGUGACAUUAACAUUCAGGAGCUGUACAACGAACGGCACCGGCUUGCUUUGGAGGAGCUGGUCGCAGGUGGGGUAAACGCUUACUUAGAUUUCUUAAAAAAGGAGAGGAUACCCAAUUUUCUCUCCGACGAGGAAAUUCAACGCAUCAGUAUCGCUGCGGUGGUGCCACGAUGCGUGUCUCUGUUGGGGGAGGACACCGGGUUGGAACAAUCCAUGACUAGCUCGAUGGAUUGCUCCUCCGUCACUUACUUCCCCGAGGUGUCGGACGUUGAGCCGCCGCUUCUGGAAAUAGGAUGGCCGGCGUUCACCGCAGGUUCUUACCGAGGAGUCACCAGGGUUGUUGCCCACUUUCAGCCUAGCUACGGCGAGUGCAUUUACAGCUGCAAGGAAGCUGCGAGAAGAAUGAUCAAAAGUGCAAAAGAGGUGAUCGCCGUGGUGACAGACUCCCUCACAGACCUGGACAUCUUCAGGGACUUGCGGGAGGCCUGUACCCAGCGCAGGGUUCCCGUGUACAUCCUGCUAGACCAAUCCUGUGUCCCCUCCUUCCUGCAGAUGUGCCAGAACCUCAAUCUGCACCUGGAUGAAAUGCGGCAAAUGCGGGUGCGCUCCAUAACUGGGGCCACCUACUUCUUACGCUCCGGAGCCAGGAUCACGGGGAAGGUGCAUGAGCGGUUCAUGCUCAUUGACGGAAACCGGGUGGCCACAGGCUCAUACAGGUUUAACUGGACAGACGGUAAGCUGAACAGCAGUAAUCUGAUCGAGCUGUCGGGUCAGGUCACGGAGCACUUUGACGAGGAAUUCCGCAUUCUCUACGCCCAGUCGCUGCCCAUCAGCGCACGGGCGAGCCACGGAAGCGCCCGGAACAGCGGCAUCUACGAGCACCUCCUCCUCAAACCGCCUGCCGCGGCUCCGCCCCCCAUUCCCCUGGAGCUGCAGCCCGAGCUCAGCAGGCUGACCAGCACCCCCAACCGGGUGCAGGUGCACAGCAGCGGGACUGAGGGGCGCAGCCGGAAGAGCAGCGCUCUGUCGGACUCCUCCACCCUCGGCGAGGACUGGAUGGAGCAGGAGCACAUGAGGGAGGUGCUGGUUGAUGGGAUCCCUGCUGCCAUGCCCAUGGACACGCUCAUGGAGGGGGAGGAGCCUCCUGUGUUGGAUGUCCCGGCCCCCCCCUCCUGCCACACCUCCACGCAGACCUGCACUCACACGGCCGACCACUGCAUGCAGACUGACCCGGAAGCACCGCCCAAACGCCCUCGUCUGCCCUUCCCUUCCCCUGGUGCCGUUGCCCGGAGCGACGCUGGCUGCGCCCCUAACACCCAGCCACGCCUGCCCGUCCGGCAGCCGCCGCCCCCUGACGGUAACCUGCGGGACUGCUUCCACAAGCUGACCAAGGAGCGGCAGUACCAUUACACCACCAUCCGCACGAAGCUGGACCACAUGGUGGCGCUGCUGUCCCACCGGCGCGAGCUGGUGGACCUCACCAACCUGGCACUCAGCCCACGCCUGCACCGCGCCCGCAAGGGCCAGCCGCCGGACCACUCAGCCAACCUGCCCAUGGGCAUAGACGGCACGCUCAUGAACCCCUGGAGACGCCAGCGCUGUCUCCAGUGAGAACCGCACCCCCACACCAACGCUUGGUGACAUGCUGGUGAAAUGUGAAAAUUCUCCCGUAAGGUCAGCGAGAAUUUUCAAUAGGGGCGUGUCACUAACCAAAAGCGCACAGUCAUACGAAAUAAGAAUUUGUUCUGAAUAUUGGGUGAAAAUAGAUGUUUCUAGGAAAAAAAGGCAAGUAACCUGCAGGAAAUUUUGUGUUUAAAGGAUUAAAGCAUUUCGUGUUAUUUUUUGACUCAGGUCUGGAUGGAGCCCCAUCAGGUCCUUGUGUAACUGGUGUUGAGUCAUUCACUAGUGCCUAACGUGACAUGGAACACUGCACUGUAUUUACCGUUAGCAUUAUUCCUCUGCCUCCUCCCAGCUUGGCUGCUGUUUAAAGGGGUGGGAUUAUAAUGUAACUCUAUCUUCCUGCUGUUACACCAGUGUGUGUGCUGUGCACUUUACUUAAACCGAACAUAAACAGAACCAUUUUGGUCUUGGAAAACCUAACAAUGAGGUAAGCGUGCAAAUGUUUUUGUUUUGUUUUUUUAUCUUAUUUUUAUUAUUUUUAAAGACUCUUUUUAUUUUACAUUUUAUUCGACCUCCCAGGAUUUUAAACCUCAAAUCUAAUUUCUGUAUUCUGUAAAUAUAAGAGUGGCAGGAGAAAAGAAAGCACAAACCGUGUACUAAUGGUUUAAGAGCAAUGCUGUUUUGUCAACUCUGCUGUGUAUUACUUCUCAACUCUGUACUAUGUGUGGUGGUGCUUUAUAUUUUUGUUUUUUUCUUCUCUCUCUCAGUCUGUAAAGCUGCCCCUGUUCUGAGAUGCUGUUCUGUACACAUGGAUGUUGGAAUAUAAAGAAUUAUAUUGUCACACUACAAAAUUUGGAACUGUUUGGCAGUGGCGAGAGACUGGUUUAUAGUCUUGGGUGGGUGCAGGUUUUCGAGAGAUUUUACUCAUCACGUUUAAUGACAAGCUUUUCCAAAAAAUGUUUGUGUUUUUGGAACCGCAAUCAAAAUGUGUUAAUUGUCAUGUCAUGUCUUUAAAUCUCAUCAGAGAGAUUUUAUCAUGCCAAGCUUGAAAAAAUUGUGAUUUAAAAAAGGAUAAUAAAAUGUAUGAGUGAUGA
Messenger RNA from Anguilla anguilla (European eel), 5229 nucleotides. It is a transcript of the gene sack1d, whose product is annotated as family with sequence similarity 83 member D. Gene Ontology annotation, cellular component: mitotic spindle pole; cytosol. Gene Ontology annotation, biological process: regulation of TOR signaling; positive regulation of cell cycle G1/S phase transition; protein localization to mitotic spindle. Lineage: Eukaryota; Metazoa; Chordata; Actinopteri; Anguilliformes; Anguillidae. The coding region runs from base 2462 to 4126 and encodes 554 amino acids. The record is from RefSeq and is a predicted model, not a curated record. The transcript is spliced from 4 exons.